CGCCAGGCUUGUGUCCUCGUCUCUCCCUCUGCAGUGGCGCGCGCCCAGCUCCUGCCGGGUGCACCUGCGGGGCCCCAAGGGGGGCGCUGCCUCAGCGACUGCAGCCGCCGCCCAGACUGUGCGAGCCGCGCGGGGGACAGCCCGGAGUCGGGGAGCAGCGAUGAGCAGCCACCCGGACCGCGAGUGCCCGCUGGACGGAGAUAUGCAUCCACAAGACAUGAUUCCAAGUAAGAAGAGUGCUGUUCUUGUGGAUGGGGUUGUACUGAAUGGCCCCACGACAGAUGCAAGAGCAGGAGAAAAGUUUGUUGAAGAGGCCUGUAGGCUAAUAAUGGAAGAGGUGGUUUUGAAGGCUACAGAUGUCAGUGAGAAGGUUUGUGAGUGGCAGCCCCCUGAGCAGCUGAAACAACUUCUUGAUUUGGAGAUGAGAGAUACAGGAGAGCCACACCACAGGCUGUUGGAGCUCUGCCAGGAUGUCAUACGCUACAGCGUCAAAACAAACCAUCCAAGAUUUUUCAACCAGUUGUAUGCUGGACUUGAUUACUACUCUUUGGUGGCCCGAUUUAUGACAGAAGCAUUAAACCCAAGUGUUUAUACGUAUGAGGUGUCCCCAGUGUUUCUGUUAGUGGAAGAAGCGGUUCUGAAGAAAAUGAUUGAAUUUAUUGGCUGGAAAGAAGGGGAUGGAAUAUUUAACCCAGGUGGUUCAGUGUCCAAUAUGUAUGCAAUGAAUUUAGCUAGAUACAAAUAUUGUCCUGAAAUUAAGGAAAAGGGGCUGUCUGGGUUGCCAAGAUUAAUCCUUUUCACAUCUGCAGAGUGUCAUUACUCUAUGAAGAAAGCAGCCUCCUUUCUUGGGAUUGGUACAGAGAAUGUUUGCUUUGUGGAAACAGAUGGAAGAGGUAAAAUGAUACCUGCGGAACUGGAGAGGCAAAUCUGGCAAGCCAGCAAAGAGGGAGCAGCUCCAUUUCUCGUCUGUGCCACGUCUGGUACAACUGUUUUGGGAGCCUUUGAUCCUCUGGAUGAAAUAGCAGACAUCUGUGAGAGACACGGUCUCUGGCUUCAUGUGGACGCUUCUUGGGGUGGCUCAGCUUUGAUGUCCAGAAAGUACCGGAAGCUUCUGCAGGGCAUCCACAGAGCUGACUCUGUGGCCUGGAACCCCCACAAGAUGCUGAUGGCCGGAAUUCAGUGCUGCGCUCUCCUCGUAAAAGACAAAUCUGACCUUCUUAAGAAAUGCUACUCUGCCAAGGCAUCUUACCUCUUCCAGCAGGACAAAUUCUAUGACAUCAGCUACGACACAGGAGACAAGUCUAUCCAAUGCAGCAGGAGACCAGAUGCAUUCAAGUUCUGGAUGACUUGGAAGGCCCUGGGCACAUUAGGCCUUGAAGAGAGAGUUAAUCGUGCACUUGCUUUAUCUAGGUACCUCGCAGAAGAAAUCAAGAAAAGAGAAGGAUUCAAGCUAUUGCUGGAACCUGAAUAUGCCAAUAUUUGCUUUUGGUACAUUCCACCGAGCCUUAGAGAGAUGGAGGAAGGACCUGAAUUCUGGGAAAAACUCAAUUUAGUGGCCCCAGCCAUUAAGGAGCGGAUGAUGAAGAAGGGAAGCCUGAUGCUGGGCUACCAGCCCCAUCGGGGGAAGGUCAACUUCUUCCGCCAGGUGGUGAUCAGCCCUCAAGUGAGCCGGGAGGACAUGGACUUCCUCCUGGAUGAGAUAGACCUCCUGGGGAGAGACAUGUAGCUGUGGCUUUUGGUUCCCCAGAGGCAUGAGUCCUGCCCUGAGGAGGCUUCCAGAUCCAGGGCAUCUGGGGACACAGAAGAGACUAUAGCCCUUCUGGGGAGAAAUAGGAAAGACGCCUUGGCCUGGUGUGGGGAAAAGGAAAUGCUAAGCAAAUAGUGGGAAGGAUCCAUUAGCUGCGUGGGCACUACUGUUUGCUAUUAAAGGAGGAAGUGAAAAGUGGAUUUUCGUAAGAACUGUCUUUAGGACACAGACUUGAAGAGAGUUUAGUAAGUACCACAUAGGGCCUGGAUUCUAAGCUUCUGUUGCUCUCUAAAGAACAUAUGAAUUAAUAGCUGAAAGCAGUGAUUCUCAAAAUGUCAGUCCCUAGACAAGCAGCAUCAACAUUGCCUGGGAAUUCAUUAAAAAAUUAAUUCUCAGCCCAGCCCCAGACCUACUGAAUCAGACACACUGCGUGUGCCAUUCAGCAUAUUUUAAAUCGCUUUCCAGGUAAUUCAGAGGCAAGGUAAAAUCUGAGAACUGGUGGUUUAGUGAAAUCUUACAAAGACUGAGUAAUAGCUCUGAUAUUUACCAGCAAAGAGAUAUCCACUAUUUCAGCAGUUCCCGAGCCAGUGUCUGAAAAUAUGGCUGUGACACUUGCAGCAUGAAUGUUUAGGGGCAUCAGAAGUCUAUCAAAACUAUUUUUAAAAGGAGGAAAUAUUUAAGAUGUUUACUUUAUAAAGAUAUAUCUUUUAUGCAGCUGAGUAUUUAUUCUCAAAAACGAUAAAAUUAACUAUCUGUUCUAAAUUACCUAAAAUAGAGGUGAGGAUAAAAGCAAACACUUUGUAGCAUGGCCCUUUCAAUCAAAGCAAUAGUCCUAAUUCAUUUCCCAAAGCACUUUUGUCAUAGCUUGGCAUAGACAGUAGAUGUAGAUGUCUCUGUGUACUUGCUUCAGUGUGAGGGGCCCAUUUCUUAUCUUGUUCUCUGCUUACAGGAAAUAAUCAGAAUGAAGUCCAGGGUUAUACAACAUUCCCUUUCUCGAGCUUUGAAACGUCAGUGUAGACAAUUAAGUCGUUCAUAUUAGGCAGAGAAUCUGAGAAUUAGAGGUCUUUCAGUGUGAACACCUCCUCCAUUUCUCCUGGGAGUGGAUGAUUGUAAUUCUAUCUCUGAUCCUGGUCCUGGAUUUCUGGAGAACUCUAGGGAACUCUGAACUCCCGAAAUUCUGGAGAACUCUGUUUGACUAAGAAAUAAACAGAAUUCAGAGGUGUGGAUGCAGGGUUCAACAAGGUAAGAUUGUGAAUCUAAUUAGAACUCUGAUUUGGAAGGCAAAUGAUGGAAGAGUGUUUAAGUGUUAGACUAGCAUAUUCAACAAUUUUUCAUACGAUAUCAUUAACUUCUGUUGAUUAAAUUUUGAAGAGUAAAAAGCCCAUGUGUACUGUUUGCUUUUAUUCCAUAUUUUCACUUUAGGGUAUGUGGUUUCUCCGUAUCUAUAUCGGUCAAAGAAUAUUUUUAUCUUUUUCUUAAUUACUUUCUUCUCUGGUGAUAAAUGUUUGUGCAGGCAUUUGUUUUACAUACCUUGUUGCUUUUUGGUUUUAAUGUCUACACAAAAUGUGCCUGAAAUUGAUGUUUGUAACAAUUCUGGUUUCAUGAAAUAAAAGCAACAUUA
Messenger RNA from Mustela lutreola (European mink), 3368 nucleotides. RefSeq names its product glutamate decarboxylase like 1 (gene GADL1). The record is from RefSeq and is a predicted model, not a curated record. Lineage: Eukaryota; Metazoa; Chordata; Mammalia; Carnivora; Mustelidae. Gene Ontology annotation, molecular function: carboxy-lyase activity; pyridoxal phosphate binding. The transcript has 15 exons. Gene Ontology annotation, cellular component: cytoplasm. Gene Ontology annotation, biological process: carboxylic acid metabolic process. Bases 161 to 1726 code for a protein of 521 amino acids.